Messenger RNA from Hyposmocoma kahamanoa, 1667 nucleotides. RefSeq lists its product as uncharacterized. The record is from RefSeq and is a predicted model, not a curated record. The transcript is spliced from 8 exons. Lineage: Eukaryota; Metazoa; Arthropoda; Insecta; Lepidoptera; Cosmopterigidae. The coding region runs from base 1 to 1620 and encodes 539 amino acids.
AUGACGGCAACAGCAGUUCGUACUUCUCAGGCUUUGGCCGAAUGGACGAGGGUGUUUCCACGGCACGUGACAGAAAGUUACACAAGCUCUGCGACGUUUAUGAAACAACUGGCUGUUAUCGCUUUUAGCACCAUUACGUAUCUGAAAAACGCAUUUCCUGAGGACAAUUACACGGAGGAUCAAUUCGGAGGGCUGAGAAUAAGGGUUCUUAAAAACAAAUGCACGGACGAUCUCGCACAAUUUCUCAUUACAACUAUGACCCACGCUUUUGAAGCUUUUGACAAGAAAUAUCUUCACCAAAUGGCGCUGUGUUUCUACGAUAACGAGUGCCAAUUGGAAAACCUGAUGGAGUACUAUAUCCUCGAAUUCAAGUACAUGGAAAAAGGCGUCUCGUUAAGCAUCAGCUCUAAGAGUCGAGGGCAGGAAGGUGGCUUGAAAUGCACCAUGAACGACAUAACGGAGCGAACAAUACAUUUGUUGAGAACUUGUAUGGUCAUGAUGUCCAUGAACAACCAGCAGUUGCCUGAAACCUAUCACAUUAGCCUACGGCUUUACUAUAACGAAGACGCCCCAGAAGGCUACCAAGCGCCAGGCUUCGUAGCGGCACGUCAAUCAGACGACCCGAUUGGCACGACCUUCGACCAGACCGUCAAAUUUGGUUGGGUGCAAACCCCAUUCCACGCUUUGUCUGCUCGCACGUAUAAUAAGGAAAAGAUUGAAGCCAGUUGUGAAGUUAUUCCAUCCCAAAACCCACCAAUAUUGACGCAGGCCGCGGAUGAAGAACUGGGUUCCGAUCGAUCAUCAUCAACAGCCCGCGUCUGCUGCUCGUGCAAAUGCAUUGACUACGAUGACCAUAUGCUCACUUGCCAAUACUGUAAAACUCAGCAACACGCAGUCUGCUACGGAUUGGCUGGAACUGUUGCCACGCGAAUCUCGCGGCACUGCUGCGUGGACUGCGCCGCAGCUGAUGCUUCCAGGCAACCGACUGACGCCAGCCUAGCUACAGCACAGAAUAAAGCGUGCUACGCCAUUUUUCGGCGCGCAUUGGCCUUGUGCGCCCGCGCAGAAGACAUGUCCGCGCGCGAGCUGAGCCGCCUCCUCGGCCUCAACGCCGCCAACGCCGGCAAACUGCUCAAGGUGCUGCACGGCCAAGGCGUCCUGCGGCAAGAACCUCGGGCGGAAGUAGCGACACCGAUAAAAAUUCACCACAACCGACUUAAAGUGGUGAUGAAGGAAUAUAUCCGUAUCGAUGACGAGGACAUUGUCAAUCGCCUUGUAGAAGAAACGUUCGCUUCCCAAGAACCAUCCGACCCGGUAGGCGAUGUACUUAGUCCUUUGGAAAAAGUCAGUCUCCACAGCGCCUCCAAUAUUAGUCGGGUUAUUGACCCCGACGUUAAUAACAACAAUGCUGAAGAUCCUACUUUAAAACAAUACCGAGAAGCUUUAGUCAUGGAGAAGUUAGACGAUUUGCCGUUCGUGAAUUCUCAGGAAUCCUUAAAAGAGUUUGAAACUAAGGCUACGAAAAGAAAGGCUGAAGGUAAAAAGAAUGGAAAAGCUGGAGUUCAAACUAAAAAAGCGAGGAGCAACCGCAAAUCUGCAGAAAAUUCAAAUACAAAAUAAGUUUUUGAACUUAAAUGAUUUAUUUAAUUCUUAAGUAAUAAUAUUUA